UUAAUAAAACGUGUUUGAGCUAAAUAUCUUCAGUUGAGUUUGUGUUUCCAGACUGAACGUUACUAAGCAUGUUUGCAAUAGCAGUAUUCCUCGGUCUUGUGGCCGCAUCCUCGGCCAGGCUCCAGUUUGUAGAGAUGUUUAGCAUGUCUCCAGCCGUGAGGUCCCAGGAGGAAACCAUGACCCAGGAGGAAACCAUGACCGAGGUGAGGAUGUUCCAGAACAAGAGUGCCAAGACGUCGUACUUCCCGUACAACGAAACCUGGGAACAAUUCAAGAUUCAAUAUGGCAAAUCGUACGAGAGUCCCGAGAUUGAACAAGGUCAUAAAGCCAUCUUCAUGGAGAAUGUUAAAAUUAUUGAACUGCAUAACAUCAAGUUCAACAACCGAGAAAAGAGCUACUCCUUGGACAUCAACCAGUUUGCUGAUAUGACCAAAGACGAAUUCCAGGCUUACAAUGGAUUUGUAAAUUAUGAGGCACCAAAAGGAAAACGUUGCAAACGUUAUGUGGAAGAUCCUAAAGUCCGCUUACCAAGAAGUGUUGACUGGAGAAGGUAUGGAUACGUGACUCCGGUUAAGGACCAGGUCAGUAGAGGGAAAUUGCGGAUCAUGUUGGUCAUUCAGUGCGGUUCUAUAGAAGGUCAAUAUUUCAAAAGAAAACGAAAGCUGAUCUCUCUCAGUGAACAACAGCUUAUAGAUUGUACGUAUUUUGGCUGUGGUGGCGGCGUAGCUGAUUUGGCUUACCGAUACAUCCAAGUGAAAGGCAUUGAGUCUGAAAACGUCUACUCAUACAAGGCAAAGGAAGGCCUGUGCAAAUAUGACCGGAGGAACGUUGUCACUCGUAUCCGUGGGUUCAGAGGAAUAAGAAUGUCGGAAUUUGCUCUGAAAGCUGCUGUUGCUACCGUUGGACCGAUUUCCGUAGCCAUCCAUGCGACACAGUCAUUUUCGCAGUAUUGUGCAGGAAUUUAUGAUGACCCCCACUGCACUAGUUCUGAUCUCAACCAUGCCGUACUCGUGGUUGGCUACGGAAGAGUAAAUCGCAGGGACUACUGGAUCGUGAAAAACAGCUGGGGCACCAACUGGGGAAUGGAAGGUUAUGUUUACAUGUCUCGAAAUAAGAACAACCAGUGUGGAAUCGCAACCGAUGCAACGUUCCCUAUUGUGUAGACCACAGCUCACAUUUGUUCCUUGUGUCUCUGUGAUACAUUGAAGUCAUCAUUCCAUUUCCUGCGUGUAAAUCUAAUAGAGAUGAAAAUAAUCAACAAGUGAAAAUGUCCUACUAAUCUGUUAUUGUGAUUUUCUUAUAUUGUCUGUCAAACAGUAGACGGUUAUUAUCAGACAAAGUUCCAAAUUCAUGUUUUUUCUUUCAAAAAUAAAAAAUCUUAUUUUU
Molecule: messenger RNA, 1386 nt
Organism: Gigantopelta aegis
Lineage: Eukaryota; Metazoa; Mollusca; Gastropoda; Neomphalida; Peltospiridae
Product: procathepsin L-like
Exons: 9
Coding region: 69-1163 (364 amino acids)
Cellular component (GO): lysosome
Molecular function (GO): cysteine-type endopeptidase activity
Source: RefSeq, a predicted model, not a curated record